Asparagus officinalis (garden asparagus) is the source of this 3553-nucleotide messenger RNA. Its product is annotated as CCAAT/enhancer-binding protein zeta. The transcript has 16 exons. The coding region runs from base 50 to 3106 and encodes 1018 amino acids. Gene Ontology annotation, cellular component: nucleus. The record is from RefSeq and is a predicted model, not a curated record. Lineage: Eukaryota; Viridiplantae; Streptophyta; Magnoliopsida; Asparagales; Asparagaceae.
AGUCCCUCUUCGCUUCCUGGCAAAACUAUCAGUUUUUGACGCCGAAAUAAUGGCGAACCCUAAUAAAGCAAAGAAACCGACGCCGGAGGAAGUCGCCGCUCUCAAAUCCGAGGUCGCCUCCUUCGCCUCCUCACUCGGCCUCGCUCCCUCUCACCUCUCCUCCUCCUCCGGCUUCGACGACUCCGACUUCCUCAAGUCUGGCCCCUUAAAACCCCCCAAAAACCCUAAACCUCAACCCAAAACCCUAGAAACGAAACCUAACCCUAACCCUAACUCCAAUCCGAAACCUCAGUCUAAAUCCAAGUCCCAUCCUCUACAAGUCGAUCCCUUCCCUCCUCUUUCCCAGUCUAAGAGCAAUCUGCCGAGCCUGUCUUUGGUGAAGGCGAGCUCUUUGUCGGGGCAAUGGUAUGUCGAUGCUGAUGAGCUUGAGGUGAAGGUUUUGGGGAAAGAGGGGAGGAAGAAGGUUGCGAAUGUGAAGGGGGUUGAGGAGCUGAAGGCUUUGGUUGCGAAGAAGAAGGAGUUGGGAGAGAGGUUGAUGGAGCAGUACACAAAGGAGUAUGAGGUGGCGAGGAAGAAGAGUGGAGAUAUGAAGUUGCUGGAGAUGACCACAAGGUCGGGGACGUCCGCGGAUAAAGUCUCUGCGUUCACUUGCUUGGUGGAGGACAAUCCGAUCGCUAACCUGAGGUCACUCGAUGCGCUAUUAGCCAUGGUAACAUCCAAAGUAGGAAAACGUUAUGCUUUUACUGGGUUUGAAGCCUUGAAAGAGUUGUUCCUGCUCAGGUUAUUACCAGACCGCAAGUUGAAAUGCCUCAUCCAACGGCCCUUGGAUAGUUUGCAAGAAACAAAAGACGGUUUCUCUCUUUUAUUAUUUUGGCACUGGGAGGAACUCUUGAAGCAAAGAUAUGAACGUUUUGUUGUUGCUCUUGAGGAGGCGUUGAAGGAUAUGUUACCUAAUCUUAAAGACAAAGCAAUGAAGACAGUUUACAUCCUUUUGAAAAGUAAAUCAGAGCAAGAACGUAGAUUGCUUUCUGCUCUUGUGAACAAACUAGGAGAUCCAGAGAGGAAAGCGGCUUCUGGUGCUGGAUAUCAGUUGUCAUGUCUGUUAUCUGCACAUCCAAAUAUGAAGGCAGUGGUGAUCGAGGAGGUGGAUUCCUUUAUCUUUAGGCCACACAUCGGACUACGAGCAAAGUAUCAAGCUGUUAAUUUUUUGAGCCAAUUUUAUCUUAGCAAAAAAGGAGAUGGACCUAAAAUAGCGAAGCGCUUGGUAGACGUGUACUUUGCACUUUUUAAGGUGCUCAUUUCAGAGGCUGGUGAUGGCAAAAAGCAUAAAGACUGCAAAUAUGAUAAGCAAAGUGGCAAAAACAACAAGAGAAAUGGAAAGAAUGAAAGCAAUAAGAAGCAGCAAAUUCCAGAGUCCCAUGUUGAGAUGGAUUCUCGUCUUUUAUCGGCACUACUAACUGGAGUUAACAGAGCAUUUCCUUAUGUGUCAAGUGAUGAAGCUGAUGAUAUUAUAGAGGCCCAGACGCCACUUCUUUUCAGAUUGGUCCAUUCUGAAAAUUUUAACGUAGGGGUUCAGGCAUUGAUGCUUCUAUAUCAGAUUUCUUCGAAGAAUCAGAUUGCAAGUGACCGUUUUUAUCGUGCCUUAUAUGCUAAACUUCUAAUUCCGGCUGCUGUGAAUUCCUCCAAAUCGGAAAUGUUUCUUGGGCUAUUGGUCAAGGCAAUGAAGAAUGAUAUAAACUUGAAGCGAGUAUCUGCCUUUGCAAAGCGCCUUCUGCAGGUUGCACUGCAACGACCCCCUCACUAUGCCUGUGGGUGCCUAUUCUUACUGUCUGAGGUUCUUAAGGCAAAGCCACCUUUGUGGACUAUGGUGCUCCAAAAGGAGUCUGUGGAUGAUGAGCUUGAGCACUUUGAGGACAUCAAAGAAGACCCUGAGGAUGUAGGCAAUCCUCCAUCUAGCAACUCAACAAAUCCGGACGAAAUUGCAGUGUCACAACGUUAUGGAAACUCAAAGCUUUCAAACCACAAGGAGGAUCACAAAUACGACAGUGAUGAUUGUUUGAAUGUCGGGUUAAGAGCAAAUAGUGUUAAUAACGGAAAAGCAGAAAAAUCUCAAGUACCAGUUGAAGUUUCUGCACUACCUGCUGGUUAUAAUCCACGACAUAGGGAGCCUUCGUACUGCAAUGCAGACCGUGCAAGUUGGUGGGAGCUAACAGUUUUAGCUUCGCAUGUGCAUCCAUCUGUGGCAACAAUGGCCCGGACCCUGCUCUCAGGGGCCAACAUAGUUUACAAUGGUGAUCCUUUGAAUGACCUGUCACUUAAUGCUUUCCUUGAUAAGUUGAUGGAGAAAAAGCCAAAGCCAAAUAAGAAAGCAGAGGGUAGAUGGCAUGGUGGAUCACAGAUCGCACCUGCAAGAAAGCUCGACAUGAACCAUCACCUGAUAGGGAAAGGUAUACUAGAGCUUGCUGAAGAGGAUGUGCCUCCAGAGGAUAUCGUCUUCCAUAGAUUCUACAUGAACAAAACAGGAUCCUCAAAGAAACCAAAGGCGAAGAAGAAAAAGGCCUCAGAAGAUGAUGCUGCUGCUGAAGAAUUGUUAUUAGCUGCAAGUGAUGAGAGCGAUGAGGAGGAGGAGAUUGAUAACAUGCUUGGGACAGGACAUAUUCCUUUAGCAGAAGAGGGUGAAGGGGAAUAUGAUUAUGAUGAUCUCGACAGAGUAGUCGAUGAGGAUGAUGAUGACUUGCUUGGAAAUGAAAGUGAUGCAGAAACCAGCGAACCUCAAUCUAAUGCAAAAGAACAUAGUGGCAGUGAGAGUGAUGAUGGUGUUGCGGCUGCUGACAAUGAUGAUGAUGAUGGUAAUUUUGACAUGAUACUGGGAAGUGAUGAUGGUGAAGAUGUCGAUGUGAAUGAACCCGGGGGCAGUGAUGACAGUGAAGAUGAUAAACCCACUAAGGUCAAGGGCAAGAAGAAGAGGAAAUUGGAAGUCAAGAGCCGACCAUCUCCAUUUGCUACUCUUGAAGAGUAUGAACAUCUUAUGACUGAUAACAAGGAAAGCAGUAGGAAGAGGCCUAACUUGCCGAAGAAGAAGAAGAGGAAGACGUCCAAAGUCUAAAUUAUGUGUAUUUAAUGUGCAAUUUCUGUGGUGGCAGCGGUUGGAUGUUACAUGGAAAACAAAGGAGUUAGAUAUAGAAGAGUGAGAUUUGACGAUGUUGGAUGCCGUAGGAAAAUGAGCAAACUGUGGAAGCAACAGCAAGAAACUUGAUGUGUGAGUGUAUAAGCAUCUCUUGCACGAACAUUGUGGAGGUUGUGGGAGCAUCUGUUUGGAGAAGAGGGUAGGGGAGUGCCAUUAGUUGAUGGAAUUUUGUUUACUUUUUCUCUGUAACUUUUAAUUCACCUGCUAUAUCAAAUUAUUUAACAGAUUUGUUUCUUAAAGUUUUUUGUGUACGAUGCUUUGACAGCUUGAUUAUUACUAUAUGCGGUCAGCAACCGUGGGUCAUCCGCUUAACCCUAUUUGCUACUGUCUUGUAAUGUAAUAUAAUUGUUUUCCCAAUUUUUACGA